Fragaria vesca subsp. vesca is the source of this 1099-nucleotide messenger RNA. RefSeq names its product rac-like GTP-binding protein 3-like. Gene Ontology annotation, biological process: establishment or maintenance of cell polarity; cortical cytoskeleton organization; small GTPase-mediated signal transduction. The transcript has 8 exons. Gene Ontology annotation, molecular function: GTP binding; protein kinase binding; GTPase activity. Bases 227 to 862 code for a protein of 211 amino acids. Gene Ontology annotation, cellular component: plasma membrane; cytoplasmic vesicle; cell projection. The record is from RefSeq and is a predicted model, not a curated record. Lineage: Eukaryota; Viridiplantae; Streptophyta; Magnoliopsida; Rosales; Rosaceae.
GAAAAUAAAGAAGCAACCACAAACAACAAAAAGUUAAAAGAAGAACAGCUGCCUGCCUAUAUGGGAAGAGUGAAUGGAGUGAGAAUCAUGUGACAUAUGCCACUCUCUCCCUUACCCGCCGAAUCAAAAAAGCCACAAACUUUCUGUAUAUCCCAACCAAUUUGCAACCACCCUUUUGUUGUUUUGAGCUCUCCCUCUCACUCUUUCCUUUGGUUUUGGGUUUCCAAUGGCUUCAAGUGCUUCCAAGUUCAUCAAGUGUGUCACUGUUGGUGAUGGAGCUGUGGGCAAGACCUGUAUGCUCAUUUGCUACACCAGUAACAAAUUUCCCACUGAUUAUGUUCCCACAGUGUUUGAUAACUUCAGCGCAAAUGUGGUGGUUGAAUCCACAACAGUGAACUUAGGCCUCUGGGACACAGCUGGGCAAGAAGAUUACAAUCGACUAAGGCCAUUGAGCUACAGAGGGGCAGAUGUCUUUGUCUUGGCUUUCUCUUUAGUUAGUCGUGCCAGCUAUGAGAACAUACUGAAAAAGUGGAUCCCUGAACUGCAGCACUAUGCUCCUGGAGUCCCAGUAGUACUUGCUGGCACCAAACUAGAUCUUCGAGAGGAUAAGCACUAUUUAGCUGAUCACCCAGGGUUGGUACCUGUUACGACUGCACAGGGAGAGGAGCUGCGGAAACAGAUUGGUGCUGCAUAUUAUAUAGAAUGUAGCUCAAAAACUCAGCAGAAUGUGAAAGCAGUUUUUGAUGCUGCUAUCAGAGUGGUUAUCAAGCCACCACAGAAGCAAAAGGAGAAAAAGAAAAAACCACGUCGAGGAUGUCUAGUCAACAUAGUCUGUGGGCGAAAGCUAGUGUGUCUCAAAUGAAAACACCAACUCAGAUAGCUGCCAUCUUGAUCAUGACUUACGUGCCACUUCUUGAAGGCUCUUCACCCUCAAGAUGUUUGGAUCCUGUGAAUUCGAUGAUUCAUUCCUUUUAUUUCCCAGAUAUUUUUGUAUUUCAUAAUCCACCAUAGAGAUAUCAAGAAAACGUGUACACUUUUAGCACCGAUACCGUGUUUAAAUUUACUAAUCUAAAUUUAUAGGCUUUGAACUUGCAUCAGU